This is a messenger RNA of Mangifera indica (mango), 657 nucleotides long. Its product is annotated as transmembrane protein 230-like. The coding region runs from base 147 to 458 and encodes 103 amino acids. The record is from RefSeq and is a predicted model, not a curated record. Lineage: Eukaryota; Viridiplantae; Streptophyta; Magnoliopsida; Sapindales; Anacardiaceae. The transcript has 2 exons. Gene Ontology annotation, cellular component: endomembrane system.
GUACGUGGCGCGCGACUUGGCGCAGUGUCUGUUCUGAAGAAAGAGGCUUUUGAAAAGUCCGAACUUUCAACUGAUAUUCAAGGUAGCCCAAAAUCAUCCGGCCUCCCUCUAAAUCUGCAACUCUGCUGUGCACCGAAUUGAAAAAAAUGGCGUAUGUAGAUCAUGCGUUUUCUAUAUCAGACGAGGACAUAAUGAUGGAGAGUUCGUACACGAUGAAUAAUCGGCCCCCCAUCAAAGAGAUCGCUUUGGCUGUUUCUCUUCUCGUUUUCGGAACUUUCGGGAUCGUUUGUGGAAUUUUCAUGUCUUACAACCGAGUUGGCGGUGACAGGGCCCACGGGCUGUUCUUUGCCAUUCUUGGAUCGAUCUUGUUUAUUCCGGGAUUUUAUUAUACAAGAAUUGCAUAUUAUGCUUACAAGGGAUACAAAGGAUUUUCUUUCGCCAAUAUACCCUCUGUCUAGUCUUAACCUUGAACUACUCCCUGUACAGAUCUUCAUCUCAUCCAACUUGUACUAUUUCUUCUUCCUCUACUUUAUGAAAGAUAUUAUUUUGUUUUUAUUAUUUUUCAAGUCAUAGCAUGUAUUUCGUCUGCAAAUGUGAUGAACAAUGGACUCUUUAUUCGGUUUCUCGUGCAAAUAUAGCUAUAACUAGUUUUCUUUA